CCUGUCUUCUCCACCUCUCUCUCCUUUCCUCCGCGGUUCCCUGGCUGAAUACCAGCAAUCAUGGGGAAACCGUUUCCACUCUCAUCUCCGGCUGUCCUCUCCCUCCUCCUCCUCCUGUUGUUGAUCCCGGCAAACGGCAACACUGGCCAGCUGUCUACCUACAUCGUCCACGUGUCCCCCGCCCACAAGCCGGCCUCCUCCCCGACCCUCCGCCACUGGUACCGGUGCACCCUCCGCUCCCUCCCGCCACCUCCUCCGCACCCCGCCCCUGCCCCCCGCCUCCUCUACUUCUACUCCCGCGCCACCACUGGCUUCGCCGCCCGCCUCUCCCCCGCCCAGGCCGCCGCCCUCCGCUCCCUCCCCUACAUCCUCUCCGUCCUCCCCGAUCGCGCCCGCCAGCCCCACACCACCCGCUCUCCCACCUUCCUCCGCCUCUCCCCUUAUUCCGGCCUCUGGCCCUCCUCCUCCUUCGCCUCCGACGCCGUCAUCGCCGUCCUGGACACAGGUAUCUUCCCCUCCCGCCCCUCCUUCCUCGACUCCUCCCUCUCCCCUCCCCCCUCCUCCUGGCGCGGCUCCUGCGAUUCCGGCUCCGGCUUCAACUCCUCCCAAGCCUGCAACCGCAAGCUUAUCGGCGCGCGCUUCUUCUACAAGGGUUACGAGUCCGCCAUGGGCCACCCCAUCGACGAAUCCAGGGAGUCCAAAUCCCCCCUCGACACUGAGGGCCACGGCACCCACACCGCAUCCACCGCCGCCGGCGCGGCUGUCGAAGAUGCCGGCUUCUACCAGUACGCCCGCGGCGAGGCCCGUGGCAUGGCCACCAAGGCGAGGAUCGCCGCCUACAAGAUCUGCUGGGCAGCCGGCUGCUUCGACUCCGACAUCCUUGCCGCCAUGGACGCCGCCAUCGACGACGGCGCCGACGUCAUCUCCCUCUCCGUCGGUGCCACUGGCUUCGCCCCAAGCUUCUACCGGGACUCGAUCGCCAUCGGCGCCUUCGGCGCCGCCCGCCACGGCGUCACCGUCUCGUGCUCCGCCGGGAACUCCGGGCCCGGGCCGUACACCGCUGUCAAUAUCGCUCCGUGGAUCCUCACCGUCGGGGCAUCCACCAUUGAUCGAGAAUUCCCAGCUGAUGUCAUCCUCGGUGACGGCACCACUUAUGGCGGUGUCUCGCUCUAUGCAGGAGAGCUGUUGAAUUCUACCGAUCUCCCGUUGGUCUACGCCGGCGAUUGUGGGUCCCGGCUGUGUAUAAGCGGGUACCUCGACUCGGCCAAGGUUGCUGGAAAGAUCGUUCUUUGCGACAGGGGUGCCAAUGCUCGGGUUGAGAAGGGGAGUGCCGUGAAAUUGGCCGGCGGCGCCGGGAUGAUUCUGGCCAACACCGCCGAGAAUGGGGAGGAGCUCAUUGCCGACUCCCACCUCAUUCCCGCCACAAUGGUCGGUGAAUCAGCCGGAGAUAAGAUCCGCGACUACAUCAAGUCCCAGUCUUCUCCCACUGCUACCGUUGUUUUCAGAGGAACGGUGAUCAGCUCAUCGCCACCCGCCCCCAAGGUGGCAGCUUUUUCAAGCCGGGGGCCUAAUUACCGCGCUCCGGAGAUCCUCAAGCCCGAUGUGAUCGCCCCCGGAGUCAAUAUUCUGGCAGCUUGGACGGGGAUAAGCAGCCCGACCGACCUUGAUAUCGAUCCAAGACGGGUCUUGUUCAAUAUAAUCUCAGGUACCUCCAUGUCAUGCCCGCAUGUCAGCGGCAUUGCUGCCUUGCUGCAUAAGACCUACCCGGAUUGGAGCCCAGCUGCCAUCAAGUCCGCUCUCAUGACAACAGCCUACAAUUUGGACAAUUCCGGUGAGAUCAUCAAAGAUUUAUCUACCGGGGAAGAAUCCACGCCAUUUGUUCGCGGCGCCGGUCAUGUAGACCCCAACAAGGCUCUUGAUCCUGGUCUAAUUUAUGACUCACAGGUCGAGGACUACCUUGCCUUCCUUUGUGCAAUUGGAUACAGUACUCAACAGAUUGCACUCUUCACCAGGGAUGAGACCACAGUGAAUUGUUCUGCCAUGACAUUGGCUAGCCCUGGUGAUCUCAAUUACCCAGCUUUCUCUGUUGUUUUCUCUUCAACCAGUGACAUUGUUACGUUCAGUAGAGUGGUCCGAAAUGUUGGAGGCCCCGACGAUGCUGUGUAUGAGGCUGAAAUCUCCGGCCCACCGGGUGUGAAUGUCACGGUGGCUCCGAGCAAGCUCGUGUUUGAUGCAGUGGACCAGAGCUUGUCCUAUGAGAUCACAUUUGCUUCAAUUGCUGAUGCGGCAGUUGCAGGCUCUAAUGGCUUUGGGGGGAUUUCUUGGAGUGAUGGCACACACAGUGUGAGGAGCCCCAUUGCUGUGAGCUGGCGCCAGAGUUUUGUGGCCUCCAUGUAAACUGGCUAUGUUAUACAGUCUCAGAGGGGUUCUAUGAUGUGGGAAAAAGGGAAAAAAAGGUUGAAAGGCUUGAAUUUCUGAUUAGUUAGUCAUGGGAUUUGUUGUUAAGCAGAGAAAAGUUGCAGCAUGUGGAGGUUUGAAAAUUCUCAGAUAGGUCAUCAGAUGGGAAGACCAGGAUCUGUAACACUGUGAACAUAUUUGUUGGUUGAAAUAAGAAAGUUCUGGGUUUAGUUCUAGUGUGUUUGUUUUGAACAUCCUUCGUCACCCUUCAUUAUAUUUUGGCUAAUGUUCAGGGUAGAUAUUGGAACUGCACUCAUACAUAUGCUUUGUAAAAAUUAUGAAAAAUCCUUGGGUUGUAAUGUUAUGCUUUCUUAUGUUGAAGUGAGAUUUAGUGACCA
Elaeis guineensis (African oil palm) is the source of this 2795-nucleotide messenger RNA. RefSeq names its product subtilisin-like protease SBT1.4. The record is from RefSeq and is a predicted model, not a curated record. Gene Ontology annotation, biological process: proteolysis. Gene Ontology annotation, molecular function: serine-type endopeptidase activity. NCBI's taxonomy places the organism in Eukaryota, Viridiplantae, Streptophyta, Magnoliopsida, Arecales, Arecaceae.